Molecule: messenger RNA, 1382 nt
Organism: Belonocnema kinseyi
Lineage: Eukaryota; Metazoa; Arthropoda; Insecta; Hymenoptera; Cynipidae
Exons: 3
Coding region: 314-727 (137 amino acids)
Source: RefSeq, a predicted model, not a curated record
UGUGCAAAUUUCAAAAUUGAGGUCGGGUGAUAUUCACCCAGUUAGUACUCAACGUCACAAAAUCCAGUGUUUGUGAAAAAUCAAAAGUGAAUUAUUGAAGCGAUUUUCGUGAUAAGAGUGUUAAUGUCUUCCAAAGAAGUGUCUCGGAGAGAAAUCACAUUGCCAAGUAUAGUGCGUGACGCAUGGCGUCGCAUAAAGAAGGCAGCGUAGCAUCAUAGUACUCCGUAUUCUAGGUAUAGAGUCAAACAAGAGCACUACUACACGGUGGAAUUCGUAAGAAAUUUAUGGUCUUUCCACCAUACUUCUGAGCAAGAUGAUGACACGUAGGCGAACUCGAAGUGCUUCAGCACUCGAAGGACUAUAUCGUGAAUCCGAUGAAAACCUCGAGAUGAGAGAUCGUGCUGACGACACUGAUGAUACCGAGGAAGCCGAAGCAGAAAGUUCUCACGCUUCGGAAACAGAAGCUGAUCUGAGUGACGGAGAAGGAGAUGAACAGCCGGGAACAUCUGCGGGCCUUGCGCCCAUACGCGGCCGUCUGUCUUACUUGCGCUCUAAAAAUGGACAUAAAUGGACUACUACGGCGCCAGAGCAGAGUCGUAGGCGAUUAGCGACACAAUAUGCUCUUGCUGCCAAAGGUAAUGCUAUGAAUGCCAAAACUCCAGUUGAAGCGUGGAGUUGUCUCUUUUCUGAUAACAUUUUAGAAAUUAUCACUACCCAUAACGAAUGAAGAAGUUAACUGGCAAAUUGAAAUAAUGAGGGAAAUGGGAACAGAGAUAAAUGUUUCAACUCAUAAAGUAACUGAUAUAGUACAAAUAAAGGCUGUUUUUGGUUUAUUGUAUUAUGCUGGAGUUAGUGAGCCAAUUCAUAACACAGGGCGUAAAAUUACUACUGACAACUAGUUUACGUAAUUUUCUUUAGCCGAGAAGUUUAAAACGGAUUUUGAUUUGACAUUUUGAACGGAAGCAACAAUGCAAUUAAAAGAAUGCCUUAUCUAAUGGAACUAUCAAUGCAACUUGUAAAGCCAUUAUUGAUCAGAAGAUUGGCUGUACCGACUUAGCGUGUUGGUCUUAGGAAUAUGAUUGAAGAGUUUUUGGACCCGGUGACGUUCCUCAGGAACUUGACAUUACGCUUGAGUUAGAAGAUAGUAAAAUAUCGAGGCAGAAACGUUGCAACCUUCGCGCUAGUUCACUAGACUAAAAGACGUAUUAUAAAUGUUUGCGUUGUGGAAAACCUAUGUGCAGAGAACAUGUUGCUAAAGUAUUCUGCGAGUGUGUGCAUUGAAACUGAAUAUUUUCUACCUAACAUGAUUUAAAAAAUAGGCUAUUAUACUAUUUUUUAUGAGAAUGAUUGUCGAAAUAAACUCCAUUGUUUUUUACUAAUUU